AUGGCUCCCGAGCUCGAUGCGGCAGAAGUCGCCCGUCACAACACGCCCGAAAGCUGCUGGGUAAUUCUCUACGGCAAGGUUUACGACGUCACCUCCUUCCUGAGCUCCCACCCGGGAGGCUCCAAAAUCAUCCUCGCCCUCGCUGGUCAGGACGCAACCGAGGACUACGACCCCGUGCACCCGCCCGGCACCCUCGAGGAGAACCUCGCCCCAGACGCCGUCCUCGGAACCGUGUCCGCCGAGAGCUUGGAGAAGCUCAACGCCGCGUCGCAGCCUCCGUCGCCGCCACCACCACAACCCACAGCCGCGGCGCCGGCAGCAAAGAGCGAGCCGGAACCGCUGCUCCCCGUCCAGGCCCUCCUCAACCUCGACGACAUUGAAAAGGAAGCCACCAAGCGCAUCUCCCACCGCGCAUGGGCCUACUACUACUCCGCCUCCGACGACCAAAUCAGCAAGGUGCGCAACAAUGACGUCUACCGGGACAUUAGCAUGCGUCAGCGUGUUCUCGUCGACGUAAAAGCCAACGACCAGUCGACGUCCUUUCUCGGCCAUCCAGUCGCCACACCCGUCUUUGUCGCGCCCGCCGCCAUGGCCCGUCUCGCGCACCCCGACGGCGAGCUGGGUAUCGCGCGCGCGGCCGCCCAUUACGGCGCCAUGAUGAUUGUCUCCAACAACGCUUCAAUGACACCGGAGCAGAUUGUCGAGGGCGCGGAGCCGGGCCAGUUGUUUGGGUGGCAGAUUUACGUGCAGGAUGGGCGGGACAAGAGCGUCGCCAUGCUGCGCCGCAUCAACGCCCUGCGGAAGCACUACAAGUUCAUCUGCCUCACCCUCGACGCUCCCACUCCAGGUAAGCGCGAACUCGAUGAGCGCGGCAAUCUCGAGAAAAUGGUGCGCGUAGAGGCCGCUGGCAACCCGGACAUGGAGCGGCGCCCCGGCGCCGGCGGCGUCGGUCAACAGCUCUUCUUUGGCACCGCGGCCGACCUGACGUGGAAGACGACGCUACCAUGGCUGGCCGAGCACACCGAUCUGCCAAUUGUUCUCAAAGGCCUUCAGACGCAUGAGGACGCGUACCUAGCGAUGCAGCAUCCCCAAGUCAAGGCCAUCAUUCUGUCAAAUCAUGGCGGACGCGCGUGCGACACGGCGCCACCGCCGAUACACACCCUGCUCGAGAUUCGCAAGUACUGCCCCGAGGUCCUUAGCCGGCUCGAGGUCUGGAUCGACGGCGGCAUCCGGCGUGGCACCGAUGUCGUCAAGGCCUUGUGCCUAGGCGCACGCGGCGUGGGUGUCGGUCGCGGGCCCCUGUACGGUCUCGGAGCCGGCGGCCAAGCCGGCGUGGAACGCAUGUUUGAGAUUCUGCAGGCAGAGAUUGCAACUGCUAUGCGCCUACUUGGUGCCGGCACCAUUUCCGACCUUCGUCCAAGUUGUUCAUACGAGGAGGGUGAGUACAGGAUGGACGCACCGUAUGGCAUUUAG
Molecule: messenger RNA, 1473 nt
Organism: Beauveria bassiana ARSEF 2860
Lineage: Eukaryota; Fungi; Ascomycota; Sordariomycetes; Hypocreales; Cordycipitaceae
Product: FMN-dependent dehydrogenase
Exons: 4
Coding region: 1-1473 (490 amino acids)
Molecular function (GO): heme binding; oxidoreductase activity
Source: RefSeq, a predicted model, not a curated record